AUGCUCAUCCUCGCGUCCAGGCGCGCGUGUCGCUCAUUCGCGCGAGUUGACGUUAUCACGCGCGCGUCUUCGAGCGCACUCGCCUCGUCGUCCGCGAGCGCGUGCGCGAGCGUCGAUGAAGAGCGCUCGUCGAGGUCGUCGUCGACAUCUUUCGGAAACACGCGCUCGCGCCGCGCGCCUUCGCUCGAUCUCUGGACGACGUCGAACGGCGCGCGUUCAUUCGCGUCGUCCGCGGUGGAGCCCGAGAGAAAGGAGUCGAGGGAGCUCGAUGGAUCGAGCGGACGCGCGCAGUCUCCAGCGUCUGUUUCGAGCGACGCGCCGGCGCCCGAGGCGGAACGCACGUGGGUCGACGAGAUCGUACCCGCGCUCGCGGUCCCAUACGCGAAAUUAAUUCGGUUGGAUCGACCGAUAGGGACGGCGCUCUUGGCUUGGCCUUGCUUUUGGUCCAUCGCGCUCGCGGCGGAGGUCGGCGCGCCGCCGGACGCGCGGCUGCUCGGUUUGUUUGGAGUCGGGUCGUUUCUUUUGAGAGGGGCGGGGUGCACCAUCAACGAUCUAUGGGAUCGGGAUAUCGACGCAAAGGUGGCGAGAACGCGAAAUCGUCCGAUCGCGAGCGGGGCGGUGAGCGUGCCCAUGGCGGUGGCUUUUCUCGGCGCGCAGCUCGCGCUCGGCCUCGGCGUGUUGGUGCAGUUGAACGAUUACUCGAAAAUCUUAGGAGCGAGCUCGCUGGCGCUCGUCGCGGCGUAUCCAGCGAUGAAGCGCGUGACCAACUGGCCCCAGGCUUUCCUCGGGUUGACGUUUAAUUGGGGAGCGCUCCUCGGUUGGGCCGCCGUGCACGGUUCGUGCGACUGGGGGGCGGUGCUCCCGCUGUACGCCUCCGGUGUUGCGUGGACGCUAGUGUACGACACUAUAUACGCGCACCAGGAUAAACACGACGAUGCCAAGGUCGGGGUGAAGUCGACCGCGCUCCACUUCGGGGCGGACACGAAGAAGUAUUUAUCCGCGUUUGCGCUCGCGGGGACAUCCGCGCUGUGCGCGUCCGGAGCAUACGUGGGCCUAGACUAUCCAUUUUAUCUCGGCGUCGGGGCAGCGGCGUCGCAUUUGGCAUGGCAGAUUUCCACUGUUGAUUUGAACGACCGAGACGACUGCGCGGCGAAAUUUCGUAGCAAUUCGACGUACGGAGCCCUCGUGUUCGCUGGUAUAGUCGCCGGCAAGGUAUUUUGA
This is a messenger RNA of Ostreococcus tauri, 1221 nucleotides long. RefSeq names its product UbiA prenyltransferase family. The record is from RefSeq and is a predicted model, not a curated record. The coding region runs from base 1 to 1221 and encodes 406 amino acids. Lineage: Eukaryota; Viridiplantae; Chlorophyta; Mamiellophyceae; Mamiellales; Bathycoccaceae. Gene Ontology annotation, cellular component: mitochondrial inner membrane. Gene Ontology annotation, molecular function: prenyltransferase activity. Gene Ontology annotation, biological process: ubiquinone biosynthetic process. The transcript has a single exon.